Molecule: messenger RNA, 6317 nt
Organism: Blepharisma stoltei
Lineage: Eukaryota; Ciliophora; Heterotrichea; Heterotrichida; Blepharismidae
Source: the annotation of a GenBank genome assembly
AUGCUUGCAUUUAUCGUUUUGCUAUUGAACCUAGUUAAGGGCGAACUCAAUAUGAUUGUACUUUUCUCUUCAAGCACACCUUCUUCAUUAUCAACAUAUUUCCUCUCAAAUCUUGAUAGCAGCUUAGGAAAUUCUGAUUUCUUCUUUGAUAUCUCAUUUUAUACCAUAACUCAAAGCUCUGCUUUGGAAAGCUAUAUUUUGCAAGACUUAACGAUGAUGGUAGAUGCUACUUAUGACAUGCUGCUUCAUCAUAAAAUUGAUUAUUUUUCCAAUUCAUCCAAAAUCCUGUGUCUUCAAAUUGAUGAAAAUUUCAAAAUUUCUGGAAAUUGGAUGUACUCUGUUCAUUCCAGCUUAAGUAACCAAAUCUUAACAGCCCAGGCUGCAACUACUUAUUUUUCAUGGACAAGAUUAUACGUGCUUGCAAAUAAAUAGCCUAUGAAUGAGUCAAGUUUAAAUAUGGAAAGCCGUAUGGAAUUCCUUAGUGGCUAUUCAUAAUAAGCUAGUGUAGCUGUUAUAUCUUCAGAUGAUGUACAAUCCAUCCAAUUAGAAGACAGCUUUUAUAUCUCCAAUAAAGAAUUGAUUGAUAUGAGGAUGGCGAUUUCAAGUUCGCUGACUCAAGCUGAUGUUGAUAAUAUGAUAGGAAAGCAAAUAAAGCCGAAUGGAAUCUCUAUGUUCGUUUCUUUUUCGAAGGGAACAACAAACACUUUAGUUUUGAACUCACUUCAAUCAAAAAAAGUUUAUAAAAAAGGGUCUGGAGUUUUAUUAUCAGGCAGAGGUAUGCUAGGAGCAACGAUACCUGAUGGAUGCCUGAUUUAUGCUGAGAAGGGACUAGAAUCUGCCACAUCUACUGAAAUGUAUGAAGUUUUGGCUAUACAACAAUUCACAAAUCUCAUAAAACAGCUGAAAAGUACAGCCUUAGUUGUGAGUGCAUAUGAAAUUAAAACAGCAUUUGACACCAUUUCGCUCGAACAGUACCGAUAUCCUAUUUAUACCUUACUCCCCUCCCAUCCUUGAUCGAACGAUUGACUGUAAAAAUUCCUAAAAAUUAGGUAUAUUAACCCCUUGGUCAAACCUGGCUGGCUCUAUCUGACUCUACUGGCUCUAUCAGGCAGUAAGGCUCUACUGGCUCUAUAUGGCAGUCUGGCAGUUCGGCUCUACUGGCUCUACCGGCUCUACCUGGCAGUCUGUCUCUAUGACUCUACUUGGCAGUCUGGAAGUCUGGGUCUACCUGGCAGCCUGGCAGUCUGGCAGUCAGGCACUACUAGCUCUACCGGCUCUACCUGGCAGUAUGGCUCUACCUGGCAGCCUUGCAGCCUUGCAGUCUGGCAGUCCGGAUCUAUCUGGGUCUACUGACUCUACCUGGCAGUCCGGCUCUAUGGCUCUAUGGCUCUAUGGCUCGAUCUGGCAGUCUGGCAGUCCGGCAGUCUGGGACUACCUGGGUCUACUGGCUCUACCUGGCAGUAAGGCUCUACCAAAAACAAAAUAUUAUUUACUACAGAAUCAUUUUAAAUCAAAAUUUAAAGAUAUUUAUUAGCAAUAGACUGAAAACAGUGAAAUCAUAAUUAAAAUAUGGCGUCUUCGUCUAGAUAUGGCCUCACGGCCAUACAUCCUCGACUCAUAUUUUAAUUAUAUCCGGCAAGGUUUUUCUAGCCUUGAAAAGGACAGUAAUGCUAUGGUGAUCAAUUUCUGCAGGAGGCAGAGACUAGCUCAAGUCCAACUUCGAGACUGGUUUUUACCUCGAAGGAAAGGAGGGUUCAGAUUUGGAAAGAGCCACCCAGCAAGGUCUACAGGUAAUACCUAGACCAAUCGGGCAACUGCCUAGCGUGAAACUGGGCGUUACGUUCCAAGAUCUGGACUUCACCCUUUUGCCUACAGGCUACCAGAAAUUCCAUUUUUUGGGAUUUCGGAAUGCCAAUUUCGUAUUCUCUCAGCCUCAGAAGGUCGCACAAACCCAUGGACGGCAAUGCUAGGUAGCCAAUUCUGCAGGAGGCAGAGCUAGCCCAAGUCCAACUUCGAGGCUGGUUUUUACCUCGAAGGAAAGGAGGGUUCAGAUUUGGAAAGGGCAAGCCCAGCAAGGUUUACAGAUAAUUCCUAGACCAAUCGGGCAACUCUAGCGUGAAACUGGGCGUUACGUCCCAGGAUCUGGAUUUAACCCUUUUGCCGACAGGCUACCAGAAAUUCCAUUUUUUUGGGAUUUCGGAAUCCCAACCUCGUAUUCCACAGCCUCAGGAGGCCCCACAAACCCGUAGCCUGCCUCUCAACACUGGAGCCUUUUACAAGAGGCAAGGAGGAGACUGGACGGAAGGAAGGUCGCAAAGCGGGUGAAUCCCCCAAGGGAUCCUUGAUGAUUGCGUAUCGAAUAAGAUAAUAAGAUUCAGUCAUAAGAGUUAAAUUUUAUAUUAGAAUUGUUUUAUGAUUUAUCUAUAGUUAUAAAAAAAAAUUAUAGCAGAACUGAUUUUUUAAUUUUAAUAUAAUAAUAAUAUUUGAAAUUAGUGAAGAGUCCUAGCUGGCUGAACCUUAUUUUUAUCUGAGCAAAUGGCCUUCCUUAUUUAUAAAAGACAUCUAAAUUAUAAAGCAUGAUUGGAAUUUAAUGAGUAGAGCCAGUAGACCCUGGUAGAGCCAGUAGACCCAGGUAGAGCCAGACUGUCAGACUGCCAAACUGCCAGGUAGAGCCAGACUGCCAUAUAGAUCCAGUAGAGCUGGUAGAGCCAGACUGCCAUAUAGACCCAGGUAGAGCCAGUAGAGCCGGUAGAGUUAGACUGCCAUAUAGACCCAGUAGAGCCAGUAGUGCCAUACUGCCAGACUUCCAGUAGACCCUGGUAGAGCCGAUAGAGCCAAUAGAGCCGGACUGCCAGACUGCCAGGUAGAGUCUUACUACCAGAUAGAGCCAUAGAGCCUGAUAGAGCCAGCCAGGUUUGACCAACCCCUAUCCUUCAUCGAACGAUUUUGAUAUCAUGCAAAUUUUUAUAUAUAUAAAAAUAUAUUAUUUAUCAAAAGCUUGGGAGAUGCGCCUAAUGAAGUUGUUGUCAGAGGCUUUGAGACGACAGAAAAGCUACGGAAUCAACCAUCCGAAGUGCUUUAGUUAUCAGCCUAGGCUUAAAAAAAACUCAAUAAUCUAGAAAAUAGAGAUUUUUUUAAAAUUUAAAAUCUUUAAUUCAAUAAGGAACAAUUAAAAUUUAUACAGUUUAAAGGGUAACCAAAAAAUAAAAAUAUUAAAAAUUGGUAUUCUUAUGAAAUUUGAUUCAACUUUUUGCUGUAAAAAUAACUAUUAAAUACUCUUAACUCUUAUUUACAAAUAUAUAAAAAAAACAUAUAUCGUUAUUUGCAGAUUUUUGAACUUUACCACCUAAAUGUGGAAGUUUUUCCGCGUUUGAAAAGGUGAUUUCACGUGUGGAGCCCUUUUGAUUUCACAUGUGGAAUCCUCUUUCACACGCGGAAAAAAAAUUCCACACUUAGGUGGUAAAGUUCAAAAAUCUGCAAAUAACGAUAUUUUAUUUUAUAUAUAAUUUUUUUUUUCCAAAAACUUUUUUUAACCCCCAUCCUUGAUCGAACGACGGCGAGCCGUUCGAUCAAGGAUGGGGGAGUUAAUAAACAUAUACAAUCAAGCAAGAGUUGCUCGAGGUUCUAUUAAAAAUGGAAAACUUUCUUUUACAGAUACCGGCAUCAUAUUCCCGGGGAACACAACCGUUUAUCCAAUAAAUUCAAAAGCAUCUGUUAGCUUUGGAAUGGCAUAUGGAAUUAAUGAGCCUGGAUCAACCUCUACAAAUCCUUAUGUUAUAUCUUCAAGGGGUGGGGCUGUAUAUGGGAUAGUUAGGGCUAAUCAAGAUCCAACGCUACUGCCUAACUUUAACAUCAGCUUUAUCCCUACAAAUUGUGGAAAUCAAUUAUAUGUUCACGAUAUAACUAAAGCAUGCUAUACUCCUUAUGUCGACAAGCUUGGAAUUGCUUAUUUAGGGACCCAAUACACUGCCUCUAGUCAAGGAAUUAUUACAGUUUUUCGAGAACUUGGAAUAAAAAUCCCUUAUCUUACAGAUCAGGCUUCAGGGUAUAUACUUUCCAAUAAAACCCAAUAUCCGGAGUUUAUGAGAAUAUUGGCUCCAACUACUUAUAAUGCAAAAAUCAUGGUGAACAUUAUGAAUAUUUUUGGAUGGAAAAAGGUGGCUGUCGCCUACAGUAAUGAUUCUAGUACGAAUUACUACAAUUAUCUCUCAUUCAAGUCUGAAUGCGAUACUUUAGGAAUAACAAUUAUAAAUGAUGAAGAAUCAAGGGCAUUUCCAGCUUACUAUUCACAAGAUAUGUAUGCAAAUUACUCAGCUAAAUUCCAAAAAAUAAAAGACACAAGAGCGAGGAUUAUAAUCCCGAUUUUCAACACAGUAAGUAUGUGGCCAUGAUAUGAAGGAUUAUAUGACAUUGGCUUUAGGGCAGGCGACAUAAUGUCUAUUAGCAUGAAUUAUGCUGGAGGAAUGAAUCUUUUAACUGACUCUACCCUAACAGAAGAAAGAAGAUUAAAAAGAGAAGUCAUCAUGCUGGGAAUUAUAACGACUGCAAAUCAGGAAUAUGUUGGGACAUAUGGGCUUCAAAUCAAGAAUGAAUUAAAAAGUUAUUAUAAUGGUGCAGACCCAUCAUACAAAUGCUUGGCGUUCGAUGCUUGCAUGCUUAUCCUGAAUGGAUUAAAGUAUGCAGUUGAUAAAGGAGAUGAUUAUGAAGAUCCAGCAAUUAUGAACAAAGCAAUGAGACUUGCAUACUUUACUGGAUGCUCAGGUGUAGUUUCAGUUGAUAGCGCUUCAAAUAAUCGUAAUGGUCUCGCUAUAUCUAUAUUCAACAUUCAGAUUAAUAAUACAGGAGUGUACAAGAAUGGGAUGCCUCCGUUCAUAGAGCCUCAGAUUGGAUUGUAUAAUCCUACUUCUAGCACAGCUAUGGAAAUAUCUGGUACAAUUAUUUAUCCUGGAAACACUACCAAAACUCCAUCAGAUACAAGGCCAAAACCAGAUUGUCCAUUUGAAGACAGUGAAAAACGGACAUCACAUUCAGGCCAAGGACUGCUCUUUGCCAUCUGUUUUACACUUUGCGUUGUUACUUUAGCGAUUACUGCUUUUAUCUGGAAUAAGUGAUGGAAAAAAUCAGUUCCUGCACUUAAGGAAAGUAGAGAAAUAACUUUUGGUGACUAUAUGACGAUGGGAUUUGUUAUUAUUGAAUUUUUCCAAUAUUUAGCUAUGGGGCCAAGAUUUCAAGGUAAUGUUAUAAUUGACGUAUUAAGUCAAAGCUUGUCUGUGAAUAUGGAUGAUCUGAUUGAUUUUAAAAAUACCGCUUUUUGGAUAGCCUUAUACGUGGUUUAUGGAUUAUGCGGAGGAUGGUUUAUCAUGGGUUUCAUAAUAAUUUUUAGAAUAGAUAUCAGACUAGAAAACGUGUUUUUCUUUAGAUGGCUAGGGAUUUUUUCAGAGCAUUUAAUGCCUGUAAUUGGAAAUGUAUGCUUUUUGCCUAUUAUUGCGAUGCUAAUGAACGUAUUCCAAUGCACAGAAGGAACAAGCAAUAAAUUAACUGACAGUUUUCUUGAUAAAGAUUGCCACCAGUAUUGCUGGCAAGGAGAUCAUAUUGCUUUUGCAAUUUUUGCCAUCAUUGCAUUUUUCUUAUACUUGCCAUUUGCUGUAUUUUGCAGACCGCUAUGGCAAGAAAUGCAGGUUGCAAUAAAUAUCAAAGCAAAUCCUCUGUAUCUUAUGAUAAAAAGUGUUUUUCAGAUGUCUGCAGUUGUGCUAAAUAAGACAGUCAAACCUACGGAGCCUCACGCUCAUGGCUAUAUUUAUUUUGGAACUUUAAUUGCAUUUGCAGUAUUUUUAUAUUGGAAAAAACCAUAUAACUAUGGAAGAAUUAAUUUAUGGCAAAUAAUAGCCAUUAUGGGAGCUGCAUGGUCAAUAUUUUGGACAAGUGUGUACAAUAGUGCGACAGAAUCUACAUUUGUCCCUUGGCUAGUUUUACAAUUAAGUGGGUGGGCGAUAUUUCUUUUAAGUGGGGUUAUUUUACAAAAAAAAUAUUGCCCAAGCUACCUAUUUAGACCUAAGCCUAUAAGUCUUGCAGUUCUUGUGAAGUUUGCGUUUGGAAAGACAAUUUCUUCUGCUGAAAUAGAAAAGAAAACUCCCAACUUCGUGAAUAAAAAAUACAAAAUGGAGCCAUUGUCCAAGUUCGAUGAUACUACUACUCCUCAAGCUCCAUCCGUUAUGAUUGGAGGGAAAAAAGUUCAUGUCUCAAUGGACGACUCAGAAAGUGUUCUAAAUGAUAGAACUUUUAUUCGCACUGAACUCGAUACAACUAAGAAUUAUUAA